UCCAGAGGCAGCUAGUGCAGCGACAGCUGGCCUGGACCAGGAGGCAGGCAGAGCAGAGGGGGGCUGUGAGGGGGAGUUCAUGGAUCUGCCGGACCUGCUCUGUCCCAUGCUGAAAGGACAGCAGUCGCCAUCCUGGGCCAUUUGCUGUUUGGCAUGCUCCAUCUCCCAGCCAGGACAGCAUCUCUUUCCCUCCUUCCCUCUGUCUGUCUGUCCUCCCUUGGCUCUGCUAGCUGCUGGUUAAAACUGGCUCUGAGGAGACAGUCGAAUUUCGUGGCCCUCGGCGACUUCUCACUUCCCAGCAUUCCUUACCCGGGAUCCCAGUGGCCCUGAAACAAUCCAUCGACCUGCGCACCUCCAUGGACGGGAAAUACAAGGAGAUAGCUGAGGAGCUGUUCUCCCGCAGCCUGGCGGAGAGUGAGAUGCGGAGCGCCCCUUAUGAGUUUCCAGAGGACAGCCCCAUCGAACAGCUGGAGGAGAAACGCCAUCGCCUUGAGCGGCAGAUUAGUCAGGAUGUCAAGUUCGAACCAGACAUCCUCCUCCGAGCCAAACAGGAGUUCAUGAAGACGGACAGUGCCACAGACCUGGAAUUUAUGAAGGAGCAGAGCCAGGCUCCUAAUCAGCAGGACAGAGACGUGGUCCAAGAGAGCGAGUACCAGAGAGUCAGUAUUUCUGGAGAGGAGAAAUGUGGGGUUCCCUUCACAGAUCUGCUGGACGCUGCCAAAUGUGUGGUGAAGGCUCUGUUCAUCAGACAAAAGUACAUGGGUCUGUCGCUGCAGAGCUUCUACAGGACCACGGCUCGCUACCUGCAGGAGCUGAGCGAGAGACCGCUCUACUUGGACAUCUACGAGGAAGAGGAGGAACUGGCAGAAACCACAGAGACCAGCUUCACUGCAGACACCACGGUGCACCCACCUGCUUCUGACACGCACCCGUACGAGAACCGGGACCCCGCCAGCAUGGCCCCCGAUGUGGGUUACGGCUGUAAGAUGGUGAACGGCGUCAUGCACGUGUACACCAGCAGGGACGUUAUGGAAAAGAACACAGAGCUCGACCUGCCGUACCCAGACCUGCAGGAGUACAUCGCUGAUAUGAACGUCAUGAUGGCCCUCAUUAUUAAUGGACCCGUAAAGUCGUUUUGCUAUCGUCGGCUUCAGUAUCUCAGCUCCAAAUUCCAGAUGCACAUCCUGCUGAAUGAGAUGAAGGAGCUUGCAGCACAGAAAAAGGUUCCCCAUAGAGACUUUUACAAUAUUCGUAAGGUAGACACUCACAUUCACGCUUCGUCUUGUAUGAACCAGAAGCAUCUUCUUCGUUUCAUCAAAAGAGCCAUGAAAAAAUAUCCAAAAGAGAUUGUGCAUGUGGAGAAAGGCAAAGGUCAGACACUCAUGGAGGUGUUUGAGAGCAUGAACCUGACGGCAUUUGACCUUAGUGUGGACACUCUGGACAUGCAUGCCGACCGCAACACCUUCCAUCGGUUUGACAAAUUCAACGCUAAAUAUAAUCCCAUCGGUGAAUCCAUCCUGAGAGAGAUCUUCAUCAAAACCGACAACUACAUCGAGGGGAAGUACUUCGGUCACAUUAUAAAGGAAGUGAUGGCGGACCUGGAGGAGAGCAAGUACCAGAACGUGGAGCUCCGGCUGUCCAUCUACGGCCGCUCCAGAAACGAGUGGGACAAGCUGGCCAAGUGGGCCGUCAGACACCAGGUCUACUCCAACAACGUGCGGUGGCUCGUACAGGUGCCACGACUGUUUGAUGUCUACCAUACGAAGAGACAGCUGUCCAACUUCCAGGAAAUGCUUGAGAAUAUCUUCAGGCCUUUGUUUGAGGUUACAAUCAACCCUGGCAGCCACCCAGAGCUGCACCUCUUCCUUCAGCAUGUUGUUGGCUUUGACAGUGUGGAUGAUGAAUCCAAACCAGAGCAACAUAUCUUCAACCUGGACAGUCCACUGCCAGCCAACUGGACAGAGGAGGACAACCCGCCAUAUUCCUACUACCUCUACUAUAUGUAUGCAAACAUGACAGUGUUGAAUCACCUGCGCAGGCAGCGCGGCUCUCACACCCUUGUUCUGCGGCCUCACUGUGGGGAAGCGGGGCCGAUCCAUCACCUGGUGUCUGGGUUCAUGCUGUCGGAGAACAUCUCCCAUGGGCUGCUGCUUAGAAAGGCUCCUGUGUUGCAGUAUCUGUAUUAUUUGGCUCAGAUUGGCAUCGCCAUGUCUCCUCUCAGCAAUAACAGCCUGUUCCUCAGCUACCACCGCAACCCUCUGCCAGAGUACCUGUCUCGAGGACUCAUGGUCUCUCUCUCCACAGACGAUCCUCUGCAGUUUCACUUUACCAAGGAGCCGUUGAUGGAGGAGUACAGCAUCGCUGCUCAGGUGUGGAAACUGAGCUCCUGUGACAUGUGCGAGUUAGCCAGGAACAGCGUCUUAAUGAGUGGAUUCUCUCACAAGAUGAAGAGUUACUGGCUCGGCCCAGACUACAUCAGAGAAGGCCAGGAGAGCAACGACAUCAGGCGCACCAACGUUCCCGACAUCCGUGUGGCGUACCGCUACGAGACCAUGUGUGAGGAGCUGAAUUUGAUCACGCAGGCCAUCCGCACAGAUGAGCUGGAGACCAUAGAGGAGGAGGGGGCAUUGUGUAUGGGAGCGGUGCAGGCAGAGAAGUGAACGUGCAGCACAGACGACUCAACACACAGGCCACGUUUCCACAUCUGGACAUUGUACCCGUUAGCAUAGAAACAUAUCACUUGUGAAAGAAAAGAAAAACCUUCCAUAUGGGAUGAUUACGAGCUGCUAACGUCAGAAAUUAAAACCUGUGUAUCUUCAGUUUUCUUCCUUUAGUUUCCAGGAGUCAUUUGUUUGGUUCCUGAUGCUUUUUUCCAAAAUGUCUCUUGACUAAGUUCUUCGAAGAGUAUCAUAGACUGUUCACAUAUUCUGUCACCAUUUACUGUAUGUCCAGUGUCUGUAACUGCUGUACCAAGUCUUGCACAUUUUCAAAAAUAUCAUGAAUAAUAAACAGGAUCCAAGAUUGACUGAGAAAAGAGAAAUCAUUUAAACAACAUAUAGGAUCAGAUUACUUGGUUACCUUUUUGGCUAUUUAGGAGGUUUGCCAAUGUUCUUUUUUUUCUUUUAUUUUAUCUCUGUUAGUCCUUCAUUAGUUGUUGUUUCUCGCAGCCACUGCUCCAGCAACAUCAAACCUAUAAUAACAUGAGUUAAAGAAGAGAAUAGAUAGAUUUACCAUCCUUGAAAUCUGACAGAUUCAGCAGAAAAAGUAAUAGUAGAGCCAUUUGCAGAGUUUGCAAACCUGACAGUGUCUGUCAAUUGGAAAAAAAAUAUAUAUAUAUAUAAUUUCACGGUAUGCUAGUAAAAGGGGCUAAAUACAAUAGCAAGUCACAAUUUUCAGAUUUCAUAUUUGAGGUUGUAACAUGACAAAAUAAAAAAAAACUAAAGCGGUAUAUUUCUAAGACUUAUUGCGGGAAUAUAAAAUGUACCACAUUACAUCCGGGCAUGUGUAGUAACAGUGUGGACCAAUGUGAAACUGCAAGACACCAAUUAGAGCAUAAAGAUGGACUUAAUGUUUUCCAUCCAUCCAUCCAUUUUCUUACACCCUUGACCACUAGCGGGGUCAGGAGGGGUGCUGGUGUCCUAUCUCCAGCGAACGUUUUGGCUGAGAGGCGCAGUACACCCUGGACAUGUCACCAGUCUGUCGCAGGUCCAACUUAAUGUUUUAACAUCAUUUAAUAGUUCACAGAUUACCAUUUUGAAACCUUUAUUUUUGGUAGGUGGUUUUUGGUCUUUCUGCAAAGUGACCACAUAAUUUUUCUCUACAUCCAAUAGCUGUGGGUGGAUAGUUAUUCUGUCAAACAGAGUUGGAUCUGUCUUGAAAAACAGAAAUCCAUUUAAAAGAAAUUGGUGAAGCAAAUCUUGUUUUCUAUGUAGUUUGCAUGUGGUCUCUGUACUCUCUGAAUACUCUUGUCCUAAACGUGCAUGUAAGACUUACUGGUGACGCUAAGCCACCUUAAGCUGUGUCUGCAUGGUUGUUUGCCUUCAUUGCUUACCCCACUGUGGAGUUGGAAUAGGCUCCAGCAUGGAAGCAUCUCUCUUUGGAUGGCAGCGUUAUUGCACUUUAGGUUUCUUACUUGGUGGCUUUACGUCUGAGAUUUUGUGCUCUGUACAUUUUAUAUAAACAGGUUAUAAUCAGAGGCAAUGCUUUAAUUGUUGCCCAUGAGCAACUGUGGCAACAUAGCUAACAAAUCAGAGAAGCCUUCACACACAUCAUCUUCCUUGAUUUUAUUAAAAUUCUCUAACUUAAACUUGAACAGACGUCAAAUGAACAAAUAAUUUUAACUUUGAUGCCCUUGCAUGUCAUUCACAGUAACUUCUGUUGAAUGUAGUUGCUGUCAAAUACAAUAAACAAUUCACGCAAUAACACCACUAGAAUUUCUUCACAAAUGUCCUGCAAACAUAAAGAUGUCCAAACUUAAAAAAAGGACAAAAUCUGUUUUAUGUGUGCAGAACAGGCCAGCAGGAUUAAAUUACAACCACAGAAACAUGUUAGAUGAUUGAGUUCCAAUCAUGUUGUACCAAAGAGAACAGCUCCAUCUUUAGUUACCUGCAACAUUUUGUUAUAUAUCUUAUUAGUGAUUCAUAAAGGUAGAAUGAGGACAAGUCAAUAUUUGGUCCUAAAGGAGAGUGAUACUACACUUCUGUAGUAAAACAUUAUACUAGAUUUACAACUCUGUAUCGGCUGAUGGUUUGACCUUUGAUUGCCACCAUGUGUUCUUUACAAAGACAUCUGAAUACAUGUCAGCUGUACAUGGUAUAAUCUAUUCCUUAAGUUUACACUCCUUGCACAUAUAGAGAAGUGCCAGAUAAAAAAAAGUUAUUUAUAAACUGAUAAUUGAUAAAGUGCAAAAUCAUUUUAAAACUCCUGCCUUAUGGAUCCUGGUGUCAUUAGGGCUACUUAAAAUCUAAAUGUUUCCUUUUUGAGAAUUGUAUAUCUGUCAUUUGUGGAGUAUUAUCGUGUCUGUUAAGAAUAAAUAUAAUUUAUGCUGUUAAA
Xiphophorus hellerii (green swordtail) is the source of this 5052-nucleotide messenger RNA. RefSeq names its product adenosine monophosphate deaminase 2b (gene ampd2b). Gene Ontology annotation, molecular function: AMP deaminase activity. Gene Ontology annotation, biological process: IMP salvage; AMP metabolic process. Gene Ontology annotation, cellular component: cytosol. NCBI's taxonomy places the organism in Eukaryota, Metazoa, Chordata, Actinopteri, Cyprinodontiformes, Poeciliidae. The transcript has 19 exons. The record is from RefSeq and is a predicted model, not a curated record. The coding region runs from base 357 to 2660 and encodes 767 amino acids.